Nematostella vectensis (starlet sea anemone) is the source of this 1875-nucleotide messenger RNA. RefSeq lists its product as uncharacterized. The record is from RefSeq and is a predicted model, not a curated record. Lineage: Eukaryota; Metazoa; Cnidaria; Anthozoa; Actiniaria; Edwardsiidae. The transcript is spliced from 5 exons. Bases 96 to 1829 code for a protein of 577 amino acids.
GUGAUAUUCGAGAGAGCAGUUAACUUCUCGAACGCAACUUGUGUCAUCAUUUGGCUGAAGGCAGCGGCACUGUUAACGCUGUUCAGUGGUUCACGAUGGCCAGCUUUCAAGCUCUCCUGUUUCUUGGAAUUGUGUUCGGAGCUGAGCUUCAAUUUGCAGAGCCGCGAAUAACCAACCAUCCCGCGAUAAAGAGGCAAUUUGCUACAAACGAUGCUCCGAUAGUUGCAUCCGAAUCAGCUACACUUUACGAUCAAUCAGCUACAAAGAAGUGUACCCCUAGCGCCGAACUCAAAACGCAGUGCAACAGCGAAUUAGAGCUUAAUAACUACGACACCACUGCUGACUGGAUAGCCAAGCCUGACACAGCAGACCUGAAGUGGAUCGAGAAGUGCAUUGCCAACUACUAUUGCUUUGAAAAGAAACAGGGAGCAGACGAAUGGACCUCGAUCCCUACCUUAGCGGACGCUCUGGGAACGGAGUACAUGGAAAAGGCCGCGAAGCGCGCCAAGCAAUUCUUUGUCCGUAAUAACGACUGGGAUGACUCCAAGACGACGUUCAAGGUUGAUGACCAAUGCACCAACCUGCUGUACGUGACCGCGGCACGGUACCUCCUAGUAACGCAAGUGCUAUACGAAGUUAGCGAGGGAAGUCUAACCGUGUGCGAGAGAGACCUUAACGGAAAGACAAGAAUCCCAGCCAACGUGUGCUACCCACCGAACUACGGAAGUCAGACGUGUACCUCCGACUACGAUGUCGGCCUCGUCGGACCAGAGUCGGGCAACAUUGCUGCUCUGUUUAACGAGUACUUCCAAGACGCAGAGAAAGGUUUUGGGAAGCCGUCCGAAGAAGUGUUUGACACUAACAUCUACGCAUACACACUCGAAUAUGCCAUGCCCAGCAUUUACAGCGGCCUCAAGCAGGAUUUUAUCGAUGGAGUUAACAAGAGAGAGGGGUUAUCCAAGUACAAGAUGCAAGAGAUCGCGAGCGCCAUAUUCAAGGUGUACAAGUACAAGCAAGAGUUCGGAGAUCAAUUAGUUAACACCGCUAAGGAACAUCUACCGAAGAUCUGGGGCAAGCAGCUUAACGACUGGUACAGACUCUUUUUGGUCUGGAGUAAAGAUGUGGAAAACGCCAUCAGGACAGAUGAGUCCGAGAACUUCCGCGAGAGGCACAACAAGAUUUAUCAGAUGCUGGUAGGCAGUGUGGCGGAGGCAUCGCGAGAUGUAGGUCUCCCUGCUGAACACAUGGCACAAGUCAGUCUGGCGCUGAUCUACGCUGCGGAGGCGUACCACACACGAGGAGCCAUCAGACAUAUCGUCGGCGUCACGCAGAUGAAGAACCAAGACAUCGAGAACUCGUUGACUCUGUGGGACUUUUGGACUUCGAUGCUUGAGAACUGGGGAGAUUCCAUCAAGGAGCACCACCACUGUACCUCGGAUAACAUCAACGUAGAGGCAUGCCUGGUUAAGAUGAGCAAGUACAUAUGGCGGUUGUUCCUUGCUAUGGACAAGAUCAAAGGGCUGCUGGGUAGCAAUGGUGACAGCCUUAUGGACAUCAAGCCCGCGCUCGACCUCAUGUCUCACUGGCUGUACGACCUGAAGAAGAAAGGCAUAGGGAGUAUCCCGGCACAAGAAAGGAUUGACCUUUCGAAGCCAGCCAAGGAUUACGUGCCGGUCUUCCUGGGUUACUUCAAGUGCUCCACAGAUAGACGUGGUCAGCAGCUCUCAGAAGAGUGCUUAAAGAAAAUGCAGGGUCAGGUUGGCGCCUACCACGUUACUCUGGCAAUCCAGAUAAAGAAGGGAAACCUGAAGGCAAUUGCCACAAAAUAAUACCCUGUACCUUGCAAAUUUACAAAUAAAUAAGCAGGCCCAUCAA